AAUUACCUGCCUUUCUACUGGAGCAACCUGCGAUUUGAGCGCGACGCAGCCCGGCGGUGGGGAGAGUACGUGAUAAAAACCGUGUUUGACCCCAAAAAUCCAGAGGCCGCCUAUGCCGCGGCGGACGAGGAUGGCUUCUACGCGACGCACGGAAAGGAGGUCCGCAUCUUCCAAGCCGACACCGCAAGCACGGCGGGGCGGCGGCUGCGCAUCCGCGGGAGCAGCGCCUCUCAGGAGGAGCACAAACAGUUCGCGGACGAAGUCGAGCGCUGGAUCGAGUUUUACGGUCGGCAGGCCCUGCUGGAGGUGGCCUUCUACGGGAUUCGCAACGACGAUGAAAUCGAGCCCGACUGGAUCUGGGGCAAGUACGAAACACCGACGGCCAUUCACUCGACACAAGGUACUUGUUUUUAUAGAUCUUCAUCUCAAGGCUUGUAAUAUUAUUCUGCCAGAUCAAAAUCAAAUUUUUUCAUUUCUGUCGCCGCAACAGUGAAUUCCAAGAGAAUCUCGGCCUCCAGUGCUGGAGGGGACGAGGUCAUCUAGUAUCAUGUUGAGAGAACCAGUAGAUUCUGUUGCUGUAACACGACUUCGGUCAAGCACGACGAGGAACCACGAUGAACAUCUGUUCUUGAUGAACAUCUACUUCUCUUCAAUCUAAAUAACGAUGUACAAACAGAAAUCCGUCAAGGGCGAAACCAAACGGCGGAGCCGGAAACUUUGGCCGACCUGGGAGUUUUGUUGUACGCCUUGGUUCUGGGCCGCGGCGAGGACUUGCCGCUGGACCACGUUCCUCGAAAGUACCAGGAACUCUUCCGGCAUCCGUUUCCGCAGGAGCGCUUUUUCACCACGUCGAACAAGCACGUGGGGCUCGCGGAGCGCAUCAAGCUGCAGUUCCCGCAGUUGUUCAACUACGGUAGAGAUAUCGAGUCCCAAGUCAUAAAGUCGCCACGUUACGGGUUUGUGGAAGACAUGUUUAAGUAUAAUAAUGCGGCCUCGUCGCGGCAGCGAAGCAGCAGUUCCUGUUCCUCGUGCGCCGAAGGGCGGGACGGAAGCGGGUUCUCCUCGUGCGCCGAAGGAGCUUCCAGUUGCGAGGAGGACGGAAUGGUGAAGACGACCGAGGAAACUAUUAGUAAAGCUGACAAGGGUCAAGAACAUGAUCUUGCGACCCAGGAAGGAGCGACCAAAAUAGUAAACUCCACCAACAAGCGCAGUGCGGCGGCUGUGGCGUCGUCCAACGAGGAUGCAGUUCCGAAGUUUUCGGCUUUUAGUACUACGGAGACCACAAGCCGGAGCAGCGAGCAAGUGCGGUUCAUUCAGGGCGUGCCACUCAGUGAGAAGCUGUGCAGCGUGGUGGAUUUUGACGCCCCGGAUGAAAAUAAAGAUAAAGAAAACGGCCCGAACGUCGAGCUGCUGCCGCAGUUCUACACGAAGUUCUCGAUGCGCAACCUGCGCGGGUUGGCGCAGGAAGUUGCCCCGACCGGGGUGAGCGAAAAAGACAGUCUUUUAAGUUUGCAGCGAGGGCGAGAAGGGACGGGAUUUUUCUCCAACGGCCUCAGCCCCCACGAUCAGAAGCUCGAGGAGAGGCACCACAUGUUAAUGGGAGUUGCGGCGGCCCUGCACAAGGUUGUCAUGCUGCAGGGUCGCAUUCGACCAUCUGGUUCAUCUUCUUGCGAGGAACAGAAAACGGGCGCGACGGCUGGAACGCUUCCGCAGAGGUGGAUUCGCGAUAAGCUCGCAGGGCAAAAGCAAGCGCUGCAUGCCACGAAACAGGAGGAGGAUACCCAGGUCGCGGCAAUCAUCCAAAAGGAGGAGGUGGUUGUUCCUCCACCGCUGAAGCGUGCCAAAAUCAUCGUCGAAAACGCCGAUGUCGGAGAAGCCACGAAAGGUAAUAUUAAAGCCGGCCGUGCGCGCGCGGGUACGGAUUAUUCUGUGUUCAACAAGGUAGUAGCCCCAGCAGCAAAGAAGGAUGAAGCACAAGCACCGAAGAGCAAGCGGCAGCGCGAUCUCGACCUUCAGGAGAGUUUGCAGGUGAGGUUUGCGCCGCUGAACACGCUUGCCAAGGAGGACACCUGGGAGCCGCGGGGGAUUCCCGUGGGCGACGUGAGGGCGGCGUUUCAGCACGUGUACAAGAUUUCGCCGGAUUUCGACCAGAAUACGCAGGCUUUUCGCGAGAUGCAGCAGCACCACCCCGAGCAGCAGACCACGGGGGCCAUCCACCCCCACGUGCGGUCCCUGGUCGAGUUGUGCCUCGUGUUCCCGCGGCUGUUCCGGUUCCGGUUGUCGGACACUGACUUCUCGCAAACUUGUGUGCAGGCCCGCCGCCUCCGGCGGGACCCGGGCGGUCUGGUUGUCAAGCGGCUUGCCGCGCUAGACUUGGAGGAGUUUAUCAACCACUUCGAGAGCAAGAACCGCCUGGUCCGGGACGGGGCCUCGCACGACACGCUGAUGCAGCUGUGGAAGUACAAGGUACCAGCGGAGGCGCGCCCCUUUGCGUGGCACGCGGCGGAGAAGUGUGUGGGGUUGAUUUUGAACCUGUGGCGGGAGUCGGCUAUGGGCGAUCCCUUCGCCGGGGCGAUACCCAUGCCCGAGAUCAAAAGCGUGGACCACCUGGUUAUGCAAGAAAAAAACUGUGUAAAGUGUAAAUUUGUGUUGCAGAACAUGCAACAGAGUUACGCCUGUCAUGCCAGACAGAAAUGAAGUCCUCUACCUCUUUUCAUGUGUGUUUUCCCUUACAAGCCACGCAUGACAGGUUUUCUCUGCCAUGUAGGGCAAAUUUGUGAUGCUGUUUCUCAAAGAAAGUUACACUUACACACUUUUUUUCCUGGAUGCUGGUCGCGCUUCUGUCCGGCACGAACGAUGACUACUGGGAGGCGGAAAACGACCACAUUACGAAGCUCAUCGGCACGCCCCACCCCCCCGCUGCGGCGACCACACUUGCCCUUGCCGCUGCUGCGGAAGGAGGCUCGUUGUACAAUAGUGGCGGCGGAGGUCACCACCUCCACUCGGCGCACGACGGAAGUCGGGCUGGGCAGGGCUCGACGAUGCCGUCUGGAGGUUCUUUUGGUGGGAAGAUGUACAACAUGCCGAUGCACGGCCCGGGCCACGUGCUGCCGGUGCCUCCGCCUAGUGCCGGUCAUCAAGCUCCGCCGUUUGGCGGAAACAAGGGUGGACCAGCACAUCAUCAUCACCCGCAGUUGCACAUGCACAUGCCCCCGCACCACGCGCCCUGCUCCAAGGGGCAACUGCAGUUCCUUCAGCAACAGCAGCAGCAACGAUCCUUCGAUCAGCAGCUCGGACCGGGGGGAAAGAACGACGGAGGAGAAGACCGGGAUCAGGUUCAGCAAAAGCAGGGCAGUACCUCCGUGGAGGCGCAGAACUACGCGCGUCGGUCCGUGAACAAAGGAGGCCAUAUGAACCUGGGUGGAGCAAACUAUUUCAAUACUCGUCCUCCU
This is a messenger RNA of Amoebophrya sp. A120, 3452 nucleotides long. NCBI's taxonomy places the organism in Eukaryota, Dinophyceae, Syndiniales, Amoebophryaceae. The record is from the annotation of a GenBank genome assembly.